This is a messenger RNA of Ylistrum balloti, 1056 nucleotides long. RefSeq lists its product as uncharacterized. The record is from RefSeq and is a predicted model, not a curated record. The transcript has 6 exons. Gene Ontology annotation, molecular function: serine-type endopeptidase inhibitor activity. NCBI's taxonomy places the organism in Eukaryota, Metazoa, Mollusca, Bivalvia, Pectinida, Pectinidae. Bases 1 to 1056 code for a protein of 351 amino acids.
AUGCAUGGUUUGGAAUUGUUCGUGCUGUUUUUCUUUGGACCAAUUUUUAUAAAAGCACAGUUCAACAAUAUGAUAUCCCAAAUGAUGAGUGGAGGAACCGGAAGUGGAUCAUCGACAACCGGAAGUGAUGGUUGUGCUGGUGCGAGGGUGUCGUGUCUUCCGGCGCCGUGGUGCAGACGGACGACAGACAAUCGCGGAUGUUCUAAAUGCGAAUGUGGAAAACAAGGAAAUACACAGGAUAGUGAUGAUAAGUCGCCAUUCCUUCCCAAUCACAACCAACAGAUGACGCCACAGUCCUACAGUUCAUUCCUAAACAUGUUAUCAGGCGCCAAUGCGCAAGGAUUUGGUCCAAACUCAGGCGCAGGAUUGAUGUCUAUGGGCGGUAUAAAUCCAGGGUUUGGAGGUUCGCAGGUAGGCCCUAUGAAUCCCAUGGCGUCUAUGUUCGGAGCAAAUAGCAUGUAUGGCGGAGGCCUUUCCGGAUCUAUGGGUAGUGCUGGGGGACAUAACCCUCCUAACACAGACGGCACCGGAAGUGACUGCGGCCCCGCCCCAUAUACCUGCAUGGCGCCACCACCUUGGUGCCAGAGGUUGUAUGAUUCGCAAGGCUGUGUGAACUGCUAUUGUGGUCAAGAGCUAUCCAAAUUCCUGCAGGCACUGAAUGGUAUCACAGACAAACCGGAAAUGACAUCAAAAGCUUACGAUUCCUCUGAUAGUACACUGGAAACUUCCACAGGAACUACACUUUCCACCCUUUUGAGAUCGACAAAGACUGUUGCUAUGACAACAGCCCAACCUCCGUUUGGCAAACCGUGCUUAGCAAACUUCAUGUGCGCAUUGUCAUGUGACACUGGUUACCAGACAGACGAUGAUGCAUGCCCAGUAUGUGCGUGCAUGGACGAUAAUGACAAAACAACCAUAAUGGAUCCCAGUACGACUCCACUCCAGAGUACUGGGAUGGUACUGUGCCCGGGAAUCUUUGACUGUGACACUGUUUGCAUGACAGGUUACCAAACAGAUGCAAACGGCUGUCCUAUUUGUCAGUGUGAAAACGAUUGA